UCAAUUAGCGUUUCUAGCGACAUCGUCGUCGAUAGCAAAGCGCGUCGCGUCAUUCUUUAAAUCAAACGACGAUGAAGUCAAGCAGAUCAAGCAAUCAGACACCAUUACGGAGAGUCAGCAGUGGCGCCCUCACGCAGUCACAUAAUAGCAGCGUCAAUCAGAAGAAUAUUGUGCAACAUCCACUCGAAUUCUUGACACCAGCUUUGAGUGAUUUAUCGGACGAAUUAGAUGGAAUACUCAGUAGUACACAUCAAAUGGUAGAGUUAGAUAAAGCAUUGGCUGAUUUCAAUCAUGGUUUUGGUAGUCUUCUUUGGGCAUUGAAGUUGAAUGCUUAUUGUGUCAACUGGCCAGAGGCACCAACAGACGAAUCAUUCAAUCGCGUCGAGGAACUCAAUGCGCGCUUGCAGCAAUCUUUGGCACCUCCUAGAGAACCAACACCACCACCAGCAGAACCUGAACACAAUCCUGCAGAUGAAACAUACAGAACUCAACAAGAAGAGGAAGUUGUGCCGCAACCACCACCAAAGAUACAGCCAAAAACCAAACCAAAAGUAGUCAGUGUACAACUUCGCAAGAAGAGGGAAGCCUUUGUUGACAGUGUGAUUGAAUCCCUUCCAUUGGAAUACAGAGGUUCUCAGCCGGCUCUCAGAAGUGCUAUGUCUAGUGUCUUGCAUGCUCUGAUGAGACAUCAAUGUACAACACCAGAAGAUAAUGGCAUACGAGUACCAGAUGUGGUCAAACAGCCAGAUCUUCCACA
Wallemia mellicola CBS 633.66 is the source of this 757-nucleotide messenger RNA. RefSeq lists its product as hypothetical. Gene Ontology annotation, cellular component: mitotic spindle; DASH complex; mitotic spindle pole body. The record is from RefSeq and is a predicted model, not a curated record. Gene Ontology annotation, biological process: mitotic sister chromatid biorientation. The annotation marks the transcript as partial. NCBI's taxonomy places the organism in Eukaryota, Fungi, Basidiomycota, Wallemiomycetes, Wallemiales, Wallemiaceae. The transcript is spliced from 4 exons.